CAGCGUUUGGUUCGUCGUGCGGGUGCUGCUCCAUGACCAUUGUCUAUAUAUAAUUCCUGGCGGUCCCAACUCUGCAGAGAUCCGUUUCGGUCGGGAUUCUCGGGAAGGUGUGAUUUUUCUGUCGCAGCCAACUUGCAAUUUAUGCGGCUAAUUAGAACAAAAGGAGGCGGCGGCGGACCAUUAGUGCGUGACUUUCGAAUGCUGUGAGUGCUGCGCAUCCGUCAGGUUGCGUGUGCCGCGCCCCUUCCGCCCACCAAAAAUAUAAAAAGAAAAGAAAAUACAAAUAGAAAAAAAGAAAGACAACGUGCCGGAAUAAGAAAAUAAUAAUACACUCCAGCCAUCGAAACACUCGAGAAGAGAAAAAUCCCAAAAAACCUACAGUGCAAAAAACGAAAUAAAGGAAUUGAAAUUUAGGGCAAAAGCGGAUUACCAUCAGCGAUAACAGCCGAAAGCGGAAAAUCAACCGGAGGAGCGGCAUCUCCAAGUGUGCGGGAAAUGUAAAAGCGGGCGAACUGAAAAGUGAAUUGCGGAAAACGCGUUGAACAGAUAGAACCAAGUAAAUCAUAUGGAAAUGUGAACGCGUCACGACGCCUCAUUAACGUUCUUCAGUUGCGUGCGGAUCAUCAAUUAAUUCGAGUCACUUUUCGCACUUUAAGCGCCAAAAAACCAACAAUAAAGCGAAAAGAGCGAGGAUAAAUUAAUGACACAAUAACACACUGCGGUUUCAUUUGUAGUGGUCAGCGUCAGCGUGUAUCUGUGUGUGUUGUUCGCGGUGCGGGAUUUUGUGCGUUCUUCCAGAGUGGGCGCAACAGUUCGUCGGCCAAUAUACGUAUAUAGUAUGCAUAUAGACCACCCCCUCUGAUUCGAUUCGUAGUCGCGUGGCGGAUAAUUUAUCACAAUUGUCAUCGUCCGUUGGCCGCCCGAAGUGAAAGUGCAGCAUCCAGCAGAUACAAGAUACAAGAUACAAAUUGUUUAUGCAGACGUCUUCCCGAAUACGGGUCAGUGCAUUGGAACAAUAGCUGCGAGCGGCGAAACUUUUGCCCUCCCCCUGUUGGCCAAGCAAAAACAUAAAUUAAACUUACAAGUUGCCAGUGGCCGGUGGCCAGUGGCCCGGCUGAGAGUUGCAGGCCUUGAAAGUUCCUCUGGCUUUCGGAUUAGCAAGCGCCGGAAUAGCAGCGGGGAUCCUAUCCGACCGUCAAUCCGCCGAAAAAGAAGGACCAUAAAAGGGCGAAUAAACAUGUAAAAGCACAUUAAGCGAUGCUACGGACUUGAUCUGAGUUUGAGUCUGAGUCACACGGACGGACAUGCAUUCGUAAAUGUCUGCGGAAAUGCUCUUUUUAUGGGCCAAGAGUACAUUGGCGCUUCAUUAAAGCCAACGGCGGAAGCGGAAAUAGCCGAGCGGCCAUAACAAGGAGACGCGUGUUCAUUGGCGCCAGGUUGAGCAAACUGCAGUCACUGCAACAUUCUACAGCCACUCCUUUUGCACUCCUCUGCGUUUCUUUGACACUUUGGUCAAAUUGAAGUUUGCCACAUAAAUGACGAGACGUUCUCGCGUUUGGCACAACGCACCGCAAGCACAACAAAAUGACAGCCAUGCAGCUUUUAUUACCAACAACCGGAAUACCAACAACAGCAUCAACAGCAGCAACAGCAGCAGCAGCGGAACACGAAACAACAGCAAUGCAAACGACAUAUUGGCAGCAGAAAAGCGGCAAGAGCAGAGGCAAAAGCGACAGCAACAGCAUGGCCAACAUGAACACACAUCGAAAAUCACGGACGAGAUGCCCGGACAAUGGGAAAGCGAUUUGGGCUGUCGGCUUGACGUUGGCCCUCUUGACUUGCCUGCAGCUAAAAUCGGUUUUGGCGGACGAGGAGUCGCAGGAUUUUCAAAAGAACAUACCCGCUCGAUUGGUUUGGGCCGCCUUGGGCAAAACCGUGGAGUUGCCCUGCGACUUGACACCGCCCACGCCGCAGGACUCGGUGAAGCUGUUGCUCUGGUUCAAGGACACCACGGGCAUUCCGCUGUACAGCUUGGACUCGCGGGGUGGCAAUGUGAAGGUGGCGCCCCACGCGGCAAUAGCUAGCGAUCUGGGGCAGCGUCUGUUCUUCAGCAUCGGCGAUAAUCCCAAGGAUUCGCGCCUGCAGAUCAACGAUGUGAAGCCGGAGGAUGGCGGAGUCUAUCGGUGUCGCGUCGACUUCUUCAACUCGCCAACGCGGAACUUCAGGCACAACCUGACCCUAGUUGUGCCUCCCGAGGAGCCGCGCAUCUUCGAUGCCCAGGGCAAGGAGAUAGCCCAGUUGGCAGGACCCUUCCGCGAGGGCUACGAGCUCUUUCUGUGCUGCCAAGUGAGGGGAGGACGCCCUCCGCCAAAGGUCACCUGGUGGCGCGACGACACGGAGCUAAUCGGCACCAGCCACACCUCCGUGGAGGAGGGGGCCACCGUGAUGGUUAAUCAGCUGCUGAUUGGAACCACCACGCGGGACUUUUAUGGGGCGCGCAUCGAGUGCCGGGCGCAGGGAACGCGGCUGGUGGAUCCCGUCCGCAAGGAUGUCACCGUUCAGGUUUACUUAAAACCCGUGCGCGUGAAGAUCGCAACGCCCAACGAACUGCUGACCGCCGGACAUCCAGUUCCCAUUCGCUGCGAAUCCUGGGGCUCCUAUCCGGCGGCGAAGAUCACGUGGCUGCUCGAUGGCGAGCCCAUCCGGAACGCCGAGGUCAUCGUUCACAGCGACAAGGAGGACGGGAAUAUCACCACGAGCAUCCUGACAUUGAAGGUAACAUCGGAGAACGAUAAUGCCGAGCUGACGUGUCGCGCCACGAAUCCCUGGUUCUCCGGUGGCGCCAUCGAGGACAAGCGCAUCAUCCGAGUGGCCUAUCCACCCACGGUUUCGGUGCACUUGGCCAACGAGGAUCCCAGCAGACUGGUGACACGGGCCGAGGGACAGAAUGUCACUUUCAAAUGCCGGGCGGAUGCCAGACCGCCGGUUACCAGCUACUCCUGGUUCAAGAAUGGCAUGCGAAUGUCGGGCGAGAGCUCGGAAAUAAUGCACUUGACGCAGCUCGAGAGGGAGAGUGCGGGGGCGUACGCCUGCGGGGCCACAAAUACGGAGGGCGAAACCCGGAGCUCCAGCCUCACGCUAAAAGUGCAGUUUUCACCGCGCUGCAAAGCGGGCACCGAACAAACCUCCAUAGGAGCCGUCAGCCUCCACUCGAUUCUGGUCAAAUGCGAGGUGGACGCCGAUCCCCCGGACUCCGUGCGGUUCAGUUGGACCUACAACAAUACCAGGAAUGUGUCACCGGUGCUCAACUCGAGGAUACAAUCGAACGGACUGGCCAGCACAGUGACGUACCUGCCGCAGACGGACUCCGAGUUAAUAACCCUCGCCUGCUGGGCCAGCAAUGCGGUGGGCCGCCAAACGACGCCCUGUCUGGUGCACAUCCUGCCGGCAAACACUCCGGAGGCACCGAAGGCCUGCGAACUGCGCAACGACACCGUUCUGGAGGUGGUUUGUGUGGCGGGCAGCGACGGCGGACUGUCGCAAUACUUCAUGCUGGAGGUGGUGGGCGGCGACAUACUUUACUCCAACGAUCCCGGUGGAUCAGCAGGACAGGGACAGGGACAAGGACGAGGCCAGUUCAGCGAGGCCAUUGGCCUGGGCGACAACGAGAUAUCCACGCUCAACGAUCAGGCGACAUCUGCACCCAUCUUUCGCAUGCAGGAGAACAGUCCACAGUUUCGUUUGAAUAAUUUAGAGCCGGGACGUGAAUAUCAAUUUUUAGUUUACGCCGUCAACGCCAAAGGACGAAGCGAGCCGCCGGUGGUGAUUGAGAAUGUACGCGUGGCCGCCCAACUGGGACCAUAUGAUGAAUCCAUACUGUCGGAGGACCCCACGCCCGCAGAAACGACGCACCACGGAGGCGGCGGCGUGGGCGGGAGCGGCAGCUCGAGCGGCCUGGGCACCGGCGCCAGCACGGGCAGCGGUCCGGAGAAGCAGUCGACGCUGCUGAUAUUGGCCGCCGUCGUGGUGAUAGGCGCCGUCAUAGUGACGUCAAUUAUCGUGGCCGGCAUCGUGGUGGUCUGCAGGCACCGGCCGCGACCACCUGAGCCGCAGGAGGUGCGCAAGAGCAUGCGGCCGGCGCGAAGCGAUGUGCCGAGCAUGUACAUCGAGGAGGAUGAGCUCAACGAACUGGAGGAGGGCGGCGGUCGGGCGGCGGAGAUAAGGGCGCGGGUGGCCCCGCCCAACGCCCAUCUGUGCGGAGGAGUAGGAGGAGGAGCAGGAGGAAUGGGCGGAAUGCCGGGGGUGGGCUCGAGUGGCGGGGCCAUUGUGGGCGUGGCCGGACCCCAUCACUACAUCUCGGAGAGCUUCAUCCAGUACGCGCAGCCCAGCCUAAACGGCGACGUGCUGCUGCCCCUCCUCGUUACAUCCAGCCAGCCUUGCAGCACCAGUUCCAACAUAUCGAGCCUCGUCCUGGCCGUGCCCCAGGCGAAACUAUGUCCUGAUCCUGGGAGCCGAGACACUCAAUGGCCGCCCGAAUGUAUGCAAAGUAAAUUUUAUGUAACUAAAUCUGUGCAGCAGGUCGAACGACGACAACUUCGCACACAGAUCCAGAUCCAGAACGAGAAACAGAAACAAAAACUGAAACCGAAACUUAAACUGAAACAGGAACAACUGCAGUUGCAGCUGCACCAGAUGGGCAGUCAUGUCUAAGCUGAGUUCUCUGUCGAAUUCUGCACUCGCAGUCGCAAUCGCAUUCGCAUUCGCAUUUGGAGUAUUUUUAAUAUCGCCCCAAUCCAAGAACAUGGCUCUAGUCCUGCUCCAUUUCACAUUUUAAUUUGUCGUCCAUUUGGCAUCCCAAUUUACUUUGCUUGUUACGUUGCCACAUCCCUGCACUCACAUGUCUUUCAUCUGAUUUCCUUCAUUCCCUUUGUGCAUCUGUAAUUAUUUUGGCUUGUCUUUGUUGCCAUCCAAAUGCCGCAAAAAUAUCCGAAAGAUUCCCCAUUUAUUUGCGGCAUUCCCCAUGAUUUCCCUUUGACGAGCUGGCUAACUCGGUUUAAACGCUGCAAGUCCGGAGAUAGGUUUCGGCUGAGUGAAUCACAGAUAUUAAAUAAAGGCUAAUUGAAGUAUAUGAGUUUUUUGUGCCGCCCAUCCGCUUCGGAAAUCAAGGCUGGAUACACAUUAAACAAACGCAUCGGAGAGUGCAAGCAAAUAUUGUUUUUAAAAAGGAUAAAUGCAGCUCAGAGUCCCAAGACAAUGGGAAAGUCUAUGGGUCUCGGGAUGGGGCUGUUUGCUUAGUCUUUGUUUUAUGUUGACAUUUCUGUUUAUUUCUCCAUAGCUGUGGGCUUUCUCCGCUCCCCAGCUCCCGCUACAAAUCCAUCCCGGCUUUAACCCGCUCAUGUGUCACUCGUUGUUCCAGUGGCAAGUCUUUUUGGGAUGAUUCGCAUAAAUUUCCGGAGCGCAGUCGACGCACUGGCAAACAAACAUAUGUACUCUGUGCGUAAACAUGCCUCAGACAGCAACAAAUUUGCAAAAUAUUCUGCUGCCUUAACCCCUUCUAUUCACCCACUCAGUCCACUUCUCCUCACCCGUCGCUCUGUUUGUUGUGCGAGCUCAUGCAGACUUUGUUUUACCUUUGAAUUGCAUAAAUUUUAAUUAUUUCGAAAGCACUAAAUUAAAACACAAAAAUAAGCACAAAGGCACACAAACACCAGUCAGCUAGCUCUGCCUGCGCCUGACGUGCCGACAUGCUGGCAAAUGCAAAUAUUAUUUAAUGGGCAGAUGUGUCGUAUACGUGAUAUUAUUGCUAACAAAACACGACUCUCUCUGCGUUCCCCAUUCUCCGUUUCCCUUUGCCCCCGAUGCGUGGGUUCGAAUGUCGCAAAUUAGCUAAAUUUGAUUUUGUCAGCGAUUUAAUUUUAUAUUUUCAUUACUUUUAGCCUGCCCUUCCGCUCGUUAAUAUUUUAUUUUUUUUUGCACUACCCCCCGGCAGCCUGUUUAAUUUAUGUGCGCUGGGGGGCUCUUCGGCUGACAUGACACGACAAACACUCACUCACACACACUCACAGUGGGGUGUUCGUAUUUGUAAUUCCCGCUCCAGUGCUGCCCUUUCACCCGGCAGAACGUAAACCAAGUCAACUGGCUUACAAGACACUAACAAGUGCCAAAGUCUGAAAGGGCUGAAGUGCGCCAGAGGAGCAGUCCAGAAAAGAUGUAGCUAUUGCGCCAAGACGCCAACUGAAGGCAGACAGUUUUGGGAACUGUCUUGGCUGGAAUAACACUGAGCUGCAUGGCAGCUUAAGCGACUUCCUUCGAACUUUGAUGGAGCAGAAAAACUAAAAGAGCCAUUUAAGAUUUUUUUCAAUUUGAGAACUUAAACACUAGUCAAAGCUUUCUGUGAUUUGGAAAUCCAUUAUCCAUAAUAAAAAUGUAAACUAAAAGAUAAUAUAUCAUAAACACUGGAACUAUCUGUUGUAUUUUGCAUUAUUAGCUCCGGUAAUCACCCCAGAUAAUUACAAUUAAAAGCUACUUUCCUAACUGAUCCAACCAAACGGAACAGUGUCGCAAGUCAGGGUAGUAAAUUUCCCCUAGCUGCCUAGGAAUUCAUAGUCCCUACAUUUACCCGGCGAUGUCAAAUUGAAAUAAAAAGGUCCUGGAAAGAGCAAAACGCUUCCAGCGCCGUAACUCAAGGCAAACAAGUGAGCCACUGCGCGCACACACACACACACACGCAGAUCCUUACAUAUAUAUGCACUCGUGUACAAACUCAUGGCCAGAAAAAGACAGCCAUUCGCAUCUGUACAUCUCGGCAGUUGCUGUCAUUAGCCAGCAUUUUUAAUUGCAUAUGCCAGUCUCGCGUGCUCCACCGUACAGGUGGCACUGGGACCGAGAGACCGAAGGGCGGCGCGAGUCCCCGAGCAGUCAAAUUCGUUUGACUUUUUGUGCCCCACAGACAUCUCUGCGUACGAUGGUUCUGAUGGAGGAUGGGGAGGAACUGCUUUUUUGUGCACAUUUGUUUCAUUUCAUGCUGCUCCAUUCAUUUUGCCCAGCAUCCUUUUUGUCUCAUUGUUGUUUUGUGUGUGUGACACUGCGUGUGUGUGUGUCAGAAUGUGUGAGUGUGUGUGUGCGCGCGAGUCAAGAGUCGCGAGCGUCUGAGCCAUGUUUGUGUGGCCUUCGUCCUUGCUAGCCAGGCUUUUUGUGCGAGCAUUUGGAUUGUAAGUAAUGCGAGUGGGUUGUAGGUUGACGGUUGUAGCUUGUCGGUUGUAGGUUUUGGGUUGUCGGUCGUCGGUCGUUGGUUGUAGGUUGUAGGUUGUAGGUUCCAUGUGCACUCCAGCGGCACUCGUCUAAUUAGACAAAGUUGAGACCAAGCCACACAGCAGCCACUCGAAAUGAGCACACGGCGCCAUUUGCUGCGGCUAGAUGGCCUGGUGGCAUUAUCUUAAAGACUCCUUAAAGCACGUAUGUCUAUCUGCUCCGCGCCCGCACUUUGAUGUCUCCGUCAUGCCGCAAAAAAUGCCGCAGAAUUUGCUUGAGCAACAUUGUUUAUGCGGCAGCAAAGGACCUACACAGAAACCAAAACCUUAAAGCCAAUUGCCAAUCAGCUUAUUUUAGGGAAUUCAAGAUUUAGUUUCUAAAUAAUAAUAAUCUAAUAAUUUCUUUCUAACAAAUAAUAAUAUAACAAACUUAAAACAAGCAAUAAAAUAAAAAUAAAUAACUUAUUUUUCACUGUUCAAAUAAAUAUCUUCAGUUGAUAAUGUCAAGCUGUCAACCGCAGAUUAAAAAAGCGAUUCGCACACAAAAGAAACGUAUCUAUUUUUAAAACUCUCUACUGCACCCACAAUUGUUUGCAGUGCACCCACGCACACGUUCUUCCGAAUCCUCAAUGUCAACGCUGUUCAUUCAUUUGUCGCCGCACUUCCGUUUCCGCCCCCGCAACCGUUCCUUUGGCACCGCUCCCUUUAGAGGUUUUUCCGCUUUUUGUUGCGCCAUCCCGACUGGCAACAUUUUUGCGACAUUUGACAUUUUUUAAUGCUGUCAGGCGUGGCGUGAAAGUAAACGUGAAGGGCCACAACCUACCGAACACACACACACACACACACACAAAAACUCGCACAUAGAGCCACUAGAGUUGCCUUAGUUUGUGCGUCUUUAUGGCCCAAAGACGCCACACAAAUGUGACAUAAAAGGCGAUAAUAAUAAAAUAUCACAGGGUGCCCGUUCCGAGCCACGUCAAAUAACAAACUGCAAAAUCGUAAACAACAAGCGCUAGAUGACGCUCAAGAUUCACUUGUGCCGGGGCGACACAAUAAGUCGGACCACCACAAUAAAAACCGACUCGCACAUAAAUUCCGUCGAAAUGCGCUAUAAAAAUUAAGAAAUUGUUGAAUUAUUUUACGUUUACGAGCGGAAAAAGGGCGAACUGGGGUGAUUGGGCCAGCAAAAGUGAAUAUUAAUGUUUGAAAUGCUCCUCCGUUAAAUGUUCUUGAUGUCUCUGUUGCUCUUGUUUCUGUUGCUGUUUCUGAUUCUGAUUCUGAUUCUGUUUCUGAUUGUGAUUGUGAUUGUGUUCGUGUAUUGCUGUUUUACUAGAUGCUAUUUAUUUUGUUAUCAGCGCACAGUUGGUCACGCUUUCGCUACGUAUUUGCUAAUGGUUCUCUUUUCUUUUCGCCGCUCAAAUCAUAAUUUGCAACUUCGUUUAUGAUGUCAUUUUGCAAGUGUUGUGAAUCUGAAAAGCAAUAGCAACAAACCAAAUCAAACCAAACCAAAUCAACCAAGCAAACAAGCCAAACUAAUCGGUAUAAACAUUUUGCCUUUGUUUCUCUAUUCCUGAACACUCACAAACACACUCACUAACUCACACACACACACACACACUUCUCACCCAUUACUCACUCUCACAUGAAUUUAUGUCUCACCCAAAUACACUUACGCUCACCCACAUCUACAUUCACAUCCACAUAUGCCAUUGUUGUUGAUUUUGUUUUAUACCAACCAACCAAAGUGUAUAUUGCAGACCCGGAUCUGAUAUUGCCGCGCGGCGAAUUGGAAUUUACGACCCUGGAUCCAACGCUGAAGUAAUUGUAAAAAGUAAUAAUAAAUAUCUACCGUAGUCAGCUAACACACACACAUACAGAGACACACACACAAUCACGCGCGGUGAGGCCUCAUAAUUCACGGGCAUUUCAUUUAACAUAGCUGUAAAUUUUUAGCAUAAAUUUAAAUGCAUUACCGUAAAAGGUAAUUCGUAUUGCGUAAGUGUAAGAGGACAGACAACAGAUAAGGAUAAGCCAUUUUGUAAUUGUCAGCCAUUAAGUGUCAUGCGAACUCCGAGCUGCGGAUUAAAAAUCAAAAGAAUAAACCCGAGAAGCUGCGCUAUAAAUACGCUACAAACUUGUAACUGAAAUCAAAAUAUACAACUUGUAAAUACAACAUACAAACACACACACACAUACACAGACUACACACCAGACACACUCAUUUUGCUGUUGCACCAUCGACUGUACAUAGAGAACGGGCAAACAUUAAUCAAACUGCAUUUAAAUGUUAAAUAUUAAUUGUAAUUAAUGAACAACUAGCCCGUAAGCGAGUAGUUACGUAAGCCGUGUGUAUUGAAAGUGUAAUUAGACUCAUAGAGCCGACUCAAAGUUAUUGGCCAUCAGACUUCGAACUAGAAUACUUGCCUCGGAAGUGGGCAAGUGUCUGGGCAUCGAGCCAAAACAAAAGCCGUUCAUCCGUUUAUGUCUGCAUAGCGAUAUAGGAUUCAUUAGCAGUUACAGCUGUCCGGUGAAUUAAAAUUGAAACGUAGCCGGUCGACUAGCACUGUUUCUGGGCCAUUUUCUCCAUACUUCUCCGAUCCGAUCUGACAGAUUCAGCUGCUAUUUAUGGCAAUUCCAUGAAUAUUCUAUUACCACAAUAAGCCGAACCGAAGGCGAAGAUGAACAACAACCGAAAAGCAAACAACAGUCAAGAGGGCGAGGUUCGAUGUUCGAGUGCAUAAUGAAUAAAUGUCGAGUGAACAGCCAAUUCCCAGAGUCCACAACAAUUCCACUCAUACAUCCACUCUGGGGCAUCCGACCUAGACCCUCGUCGACUACAACACAAACAAUAAAAGCGAGUUCAGUGUAAAUGUUAUAAAUAACUAAAGUAACCGAGCAAAAGUACGACAUAAAAGUAAUAAUAAUAAUAAUAAUACGCCAUACAGUUUACACAAUACUCCAAUGUAAUUCGAAUUCUAAUUUCAAAUAUACAUACAAACAUAAAGUGAAAUGGCAGACUAGCAAAAUAUACAGUGCGUAUGCGUAAUAAAAUAAAUUGAAUAUAUAUAUAUAUAUAGAUACAUAUAAAUGGAAACACCGGGGCAGUCAUCUGAUUGUUCCCGCCUGUCGUUCUCUGUCUCUGUCACUCUGGACAAAACCAAACUGAUUGUUUUUAAGCAAAGUUAGAUUUAUAAAUAAAUUAAAAUUAAAAACGAAAAACGAGAAAGGAAUGAGAAAGGCAAACUUAAAAGUGAAAUACAUUUAAACUAAGUCGAAACUACUGAGUGUGUUAAUAAUAAUACCGAAUACUGAAUAAAUAAACAAGAUUCAAACCAAA
This is a messenger RNA of Drosophila ficusphila, 10587 nucleotides long. It is a transcript of the gene side, whose product is annotated as nephrin. The record is from RefSeq and is a predicted model, not a curated record. The transcript is spliced from 17 exons. Gene Ontology annotation, molecular function: protein binding. The coding region runs from base 1585 to 4710 and encodes 1041 amino acids. NCBI's taxonomy places the organism in Eukaryota, Metazoa, Arthropoda, Insecta, Diptera, Drosophilidae.